CCCCCUGUACCAGGCAGUGUGGACGACAAGUUCCAUCGACAGACUAACAAAAGGGGAGAGGUGACCUGUCCAAACUGUGGAUCGGUCACCCGCAAGACCGUGGCAGGACUGCGGAAGCACAUGGAUGUAUGUGAGCAGCUACAAGAAGCUCUGAGGUGUCAGCACUGCAGGAAACAGUUUAAAUCGAAAGCAGGACUGAAUUACCACACUAUGGCCGAACACGUCAAUAAGUCUUCCAGCCCUAAAGAGGUCCCGGUGGAUGACCCCAGGGAGCGGGAACGCCUGCGCAAAGUUCUCAAGCAGAUGGGAAAACUACGCUGCCCCAAGGAGAAUUGCUUGGCUUCAUUCUCCAGUCUAAUGGGUUACCAAUACCACACACAGCGUUGUGGGCGAGAGCAGUGCGACCGAGAGAAACUGCACUUCUCCUGUCCUCAUUGCAGUAAGGCGUACCGAUCCAAAGCUGGGAGAGACUACCACGUGCGCUCCGAGCACUGCACAGACUUGGUUAUUCCAGAAGAACCAGAGCUGACAUCAAAGCAGGAGGUGGAGAUCGAGGACUUUGAACGGACUCCAAGUGGGCGAGUAAGGAGGCGGUCAGCUCAGGUCGCAGUCUUCCAUCUACAAGAAAUCGCAGAGGAUGAGCUGGCAAAGGAAGGAAGUCGCAGGAGGAUGAAGGAGGACCUUGUACCUGACAGUAAGAGGCUGAACUAUCUCCGUCCCGGCCUGCCGACCUUUAACCCCCAGCUUCUGGAAACUUGGAAGACCAGCGUGAAAGAAAAUGGCUUCAUCUGCUGCCCUAAUAACCGUUGUGAAGCAAUAUAUUCCAGUGUGUCUGGGCUGAAGGCUCAUCUUGCCAACUGCAACAAGGGUGAGUACUUGGUGGGCAAAUAUCGAUGUCUGCUAUGCCAGAAGGAGUUCAGUUCUGAGAGUGGAGUGAAGUACCACAUCGUAAAGACACACUCACAGAACUGGUUCCGGGUUUCUGCCGUCUCUUCGGCCAUUAAAAGAAAAAGAAAGCAGGACUUCUCCUCUAAUAAGUCAGCAACGGAAGUGACCAGCAAGAAGAAAAAGAGGAAGAUAGAAGAUAAACGCUUGGUCAGUUUUCCCCCCACUGCCACAUCCCUGGACACAGAGACUUCGCCUGCACUGAACACACACUCUAACAAAGCAGCAGGUAGCGUUCUUGCCAAUGCACAUAAUGCGGAGCCCCUGAAGAAAAUUGAGAAAGUCGCCACAUUUAAGAGAGGGAAAUAG
Molecule: messenger RNA, 1254 nt
Organism: Staurois parvus
Lineage: Eukaryota; Metazoa; Chordata; Amphibia; Anura; Ranidae
Source: the annotation of a GenBank genome assembly